Molecule: messenger RNA, 1278 nt
Organism: Argentina anserina (silverweed cinquefoil)
Lineage: Eukaryota; Viridiplantae; Streptophyta; Magnoliopsida; Rosales; Rosaceae
Product: F-box/kelch-repeat protein At3g06240-like
Exons: 1
Coding region: 1-1278 (425 amino acids)
Molecular function (GO): protein binding
Source: RefSeq, a predicted model, not a curated record
AUGGAUUCUUCUAGAGAAGCACGUUUCAGCAAAAUUCCAACAAAGCGAUCAUCAGUGGCGUCCCACAUUCCAUUGGAGGUAAUCACUGAAAUACUUGCCAAACUUCCUGUGAAAUCCUUGUUGAAAUUUCGAGCUGUUUGCAUGUCAUGGUGCUCCUUAAUCUCAUCUAGGCAAUUUGUCAGAAAACAUCUCUCAAGAAAUAUUACUAGUACUCCCAAAAGGCUAAUCCAUUUGAGAAGUAACGACUUGACGUUUUACUCUCUACAUGAUUCAGUCCUAGUCGAGGAAAGUUCAUCAAUCGAGUUCCCGCUGACUCAAAACUACAACUUAUACUGUGGCAUUAAUAAGAUGCUACCCGUACUACCCAGUUCUGCCGUUAUGAAUCUUAUGAUCAUGGGUUAUUGUGAUGGUUUGCUAUGUGUAAAAGCUUAUACUAGCUGUACGAGUCUGAUCUUUCUCUGGAAUCCAAGUAUUAGAGACUCCAAACUAUUGCCUUAUACUCUCGGAGUAAUUCAGAAUUAUCAUAACAUUACUUGCUGCGGAUUUGGUUAUGACUUCAAUAGAGACAACUACAAGGUGCUAAUAGUGGUUCCUCCAGUAGUGUCUUCUAAUAAUAGCCGAGACUCAAGCUUUAAAUCCAUGAUUUACACGUUAAGAACAAAUUCUUGGAGAAGAAUACAGGAUUUCCCCUUUAAUGAUAUAUAUUUUGAGGGGGCUGAUAUGUCUGCUACUCUUGUAAGUGGAGCUCUACAUUGGAUGGUGAGAAACAGAGAAGGAGGCAUGGACUCAUGGCAAAUAAUUUGUUUUGAUUUGACCACAGAGACAUACAUGGAAGUGGUAAAACCUGAUUAUUAUCGUGUCAAUCAGUUUCCUGGAGUUGGAAUAGGGGCCUCAAACACAGAUUGUUUAUGCUUUCUUGCUUACAACAGAGCUGGUCAAACUUAUGAGUUUUGGGUGAUGAAGGAAUAUGGGGUGAAAGAGUCUUGGACUUUAUCAGCCAAAAUCUCAUACUUAUAUGGCUUGAGACCAGUGACAUGGUUUACUGAAAAUGGUGAAAUUUUAUUCAUUCAUAUAGAUGGGAAACUGACUAUUUACAAUGUAAACUACAAUUCGGUUACGUAUCUGCAUCAAAUACCUAAUGGUUAUUCAAGUACUCGUGGUGAUGUCUACGUUGAGAGCUUAGUUUCACCCAAUGCUUACAGUGACGACGGAGCCAACGAUAUUAGCUCUUUCAAUAUCCAUGUAGGAGGAAUGAGAAGAGUACUGCGGAAUGCGUAG